AUGGUUGUUAUAACAAAUAAAACCAAUGAAAAUUAUCAAACAGCAAGAAUUAUUCAAUGGCUUGGUGGUGAACGAGCAGGUAAAUUUAAUAAAAUCUU
Molecule: messenger RNA, 98 nt
Organism: Rotaria socialis
Lineage: Eukaryota; Metazoa; Rotifera; Eurotatoria; Philodinida; Philodinidae
Source: the annotation of a GenBank genome assembly